AUGACAACCAUUGCAGGAGCACCCCCUCCUCCUCCUCCUCCUCCUCCUCCUCCUCCACCUCCGGGUGGAGGCCCGUCGCGCGCUGGCGGUUCUCCCGACAAGCCAACAAAGGUCAAGCCAAACACCAAGAAGGGCUCAGUUGGGGCUCAGUCCGCUGUGCCACUUGUUAUGCAAUCCCCUUGCAGGUCUUCUGCCGGUAGCCAAGAUCUUUCGCCCGUUUGGUCAUCUCCUGAGGGGCCAGCCUUACUCAAGCUGGGUGUCUUUGUCUUUAUCGAAAUGGACCCCCUUUACUGUCCUGUUGUCUUCUUCAUUCCGUGCACCAUCUUGCCAUAUCAAGGAUCAACUCGUUUGCAAACUAACACCCAAUCAACUGCACCAGACGGAGACGAAGAGCAGGCCGCUCGUGAGCCUAACCAGGCUAGGCUGUUGGACCGGCUUUUGCGCCAAGUUAGCUGGCCGGAAGAAGCAGUCGAACACGCCGCUUUUGAGUCCGAGAUUGCUCACAUUGAGGUGCCGGGCUCAACGAGGAUUUUUCGCGAUGAUGUCAACGAAGAUGCCCCAGAGGGCUGGGAUGCCGAUGAGCAGGGCCCACCAUCGCCCCCGGGGUUUGAUUCAGUCGUUGCACACGAUCCUACCGGUAGCAAUUAA
This is a messenger RNA of Penicillium arizonense, 648 nucleotides long. RefSeq lists its product as uncharacterized. The coding region runs from base 1 to 648 and encodes 215 amino acids. NCBI's taxonomy places the organism in Eukaryota, Fungi, Ascomycota, Eurotiomycetes, Eurotiales, Aspergillaceae. The record is from RefSeq and is a predicted model, not a curated record. The transcript has 4 exons.